Messenger RNA from Mesoplodon densirostris (Blainville's beaked whale), 2493 nucleotides. It is a transcript of the gene ITFG2, whose product is annotated as integrin alpha FG-GAP repeat containing 2. Bases 118 to 1416 code for a protein of 432 amino acids. The transcript has 11 exons. The record is from RefSeq and is a predicted model, not a curated record. Gene Ontology annotation, cellular component: KICSTOR complex. Gene Ontology annotation, biological process: regulation of TOR signaling. Lineage: Eukaryota; Metazoa; Chordata; Mammalia; Artiodactyla; Ziphiidae. Gene Ontology annotation, molecular function: protein binding.
AGGCUCAGGGGGUGACGUAAGCUUCCGCUGUGGGUGGGUUUCCGCUCGGGCGGCCGUCGGGAGGGGCUCGGGGAACACUUAGCGGUGCUCCCCGGUGCCUGAGCCCUGGGAACUGCGAUGAGAUCGGUUAGCUACGUACAGCGCGUGGCCCUGGAGUUCAGCGGGAGCCUCUUCCCGCACGCCAUCUGCCUCGGAGACGUCGAUAACGACACGUUGAAUGAACUGGUGGUGGGGGACACCAGUGGAAAGCUGUCUGUGUAUAAGAACGAUGACAGCCGGCCGUGGCUCACCUGCUCCUGCCAGGGGAUGCUCACGUGCGUCGGGGUUGGAGAUGUGUGUAAUAAAGGAAAGAACCUGGUGGUGGCCGUGAGUGCCGAGGGCUGGUUUCACUUGUGUGACCUUACGCCCACUAAGGCCCUGGAUACUUCUGGGCACCACGAGACCCUCGGGGGGGAGGAGCAGCGCCCAGUCUUCAAGCAGCACAUCCCUGCCAACACCAAGGUCAUGCUGAUCAGCGACAUCGAUGGCGAUGGCUGUUGCGAGCUGGUGGUGGGUUACACGGACCGCGUGGUCCGGGCUUUCCGCUGGGAGGACCUGGGCGAUGGCACCGAGCAUCUGACAGGGCAGCUGGUGUCACUCAAGAAGUGGAUGCUGGAGGGUCAGGUGGACAGUCUCUCGGUGACUCCAGGGCCCCUGGGUCUUCCUGAGCUGAUGGUAUCUCAGCCAGGCUGUGCUUACGCGAUUCUGCUGUGUACCUGGAACACAGACCCUGGGCCGCCUCCCACCUCUGAGGGGCCCGAGGAGGGCACUAGGGAGACCCCCGCUGCCCGAGACGUUGUGCUGCACCAGACGUCCGGCCGCAUCCACAACAAGAACGUCUCCACUCACCUCAUCGGCAACAUCAAGCGAGGGACACUGAAGCUCACGGAGGAGGCGGACAAGCUGCUGUGGUCGGUGCAGGUGGACCACCAGCUCUUUGCCCUCGAGAAACUGGACGUCACAGGCAACGGGCACGAGGAGGUGGUCGCCUGUGCCUGGGAUGGACAGACGUACAUCAUUGAUCACAACCGCACCGUCGUGCGCUUCCAGGUGGACGAGAACGUCCGCGCCUUCUGUGCAGGCCUGUACGCCUGCAAAGGGGGCUGCAACAGCCCCUGCCUCGUGUACGUCACCUUCAACCAGAAGAUCUACGUGUACUGGGAGGUGCAGCUGGAGCGGAUGGAGUCCACCAACCUGCUCAAAGUGCUAGAGGCUGAGCCGGAGUUCUGGAGCCUGCUGCGGGAGCUGGGGACCCUGACGACCUCCCCGCCGCCCGGGCCCUGCUUCACCAAACCCUCUACCAUCCGGAUGGGCCACCACAGUGUGCGUCCACAGGCCUCCGGGAUCCCUCCUAGCUGGACCGGCCGUCUUGGCUGAACGGGACCCUUCUGAACGUCCCCACCCCGCAAGCUGUCCGUGGUAUUUGCGAGACAGGGAGCGCACCUUAUAGAGGAAGGAUGGUGGCGGCCCUGGGGUGGCUGUGAACUGUAGGCCUCGUGGUCUUUCUGGUGACGGAGGAGGCGAGCUGCUCCUUUGCCCCUUUCCUUGCGAGCCUCGCCCAUCACCCCGGCAGGCACUGCCCCCUCCCCAGAGCUCCCCACCCUUGUUGUGUGGGAAACAGGCUCGUUUGUGAGGAGGGACUGCAAGUCUCUCGCUGCUCCCCAGCCAGGCCUCGGGGCCAGUGGCGCGAUGGCAGUGAGGGCCCACCCCCAAGUUCCAUCUUCUGGGGCAUGGCUCCGGGUCACUGACGUCAGUGAUGGUUACACGAAUGGCGAACCACAGAUCUUUGACUUAGGAUGGGUUUCGCCCUCAUAAAUCCAUCGUGAGUUGAAAAUAUCGUAAACUGAAAAUGCAUUUCCCACACCUCACCUACCGGACGUCACAGCUUAGCCCACCCUGUGUUAAACGUGCUCAGAACACUUACAUCAGCCUCUAGCCGGGCAAGAUCACCUCACGCAAAGCCUGCUUUAUAGUAAAGCGAGGGAUAUCUCAGGUAAUAAAUUGAACACUGUACUGAAAGUGAAAAACAGAAUGGUCAUCUGGGUACAGAAUGGUUGUAAGUGAAUUGGCUGUCCACCCUCAUGAUUUUAAAAUCUGAUGCAGGUUUACAGUCCAGGCCACAAUCAGAACGAUACCCUGGGCCAUUUAUAUCCCUUCUGCUCUUGAUUCCUGUGCUCUGAAUCAGUGGUUUUCGAAUUGUAGGUUGCGAUCCUUUGCUGGGUUGUGGUCGGCAGUUUUUUUAAAUAAAUGAGAUAGACUAGACUAAGCAGGACAAAAACUACGGGAGUGUGUUGCUCACGUGCAGGGAAGGAUUGUUUUGCUACCCUUGCGUGUGUCCGUGCACGGGUGUGUACUGAGUGCAGCGUAGGACGCACUUCCUGCUGAGUUGUGUUCAGAGGAGUUGGAGACCACUGCUGCCAGUUACAGGGACCCCAGCCAGAGGGGUCAGCCCCA